Molecule: messenger RNA, 1804 nt
Organism: Cephus cinctus (wheat stem sawfly)
Lineage: Eukaryota; Metazoa; Arthropoda; Insecta; Hymenoptera; Cephidae
Source: RefSeq, a predicted model, not a curated record
GCAAAUUCACCAUCAAGCACUACUCUUGGACAAAGCUCGUCAACGAGAGGCACUUUUGGAAUUUGAAAUGAAGCAAUUAAAAAUAGAAUUAACCGACAUGGAAAAAGUAUUGGCAGAGAAUCAGAACACGAUUUUUGCAUUGGUGGAGGAAAACAAACGCGUAGAUUUAUUACGGAAGAUGUGCUCUGAACUUAGAAUGAAUCUUAAUGAACAAAUAGAACUUGCACAGCAGAAAUUCAUGGAUGUACAAUAUUUGAGUUUAGAGAGAGAGAAAUUAUUAGUGCUUUCAUCGUACAAAGAUUCGCAACUGAUUGAACUACGUUCAGCUAUAAAAGAGCUUCAAAGUCAUAUUACGGAACAAUUAUUCGGCUUGGAGGAAGCAAAUAAACAUUCGAAAGCGAAUUCAGAUGAGCAAAAUUCCGUUAUAGUGGGAGGAAUUGCUUGUUCUUCGCCAACUUCUACUUCUUCGGAAUGUUCUGUCGUGCCGCAAACUUGGCGAGGACUAUCUGAUAUUUCAGUGUCUUCUGUUGACCCUGGUUCAUUUUAUGGCAGUAUUAGGAAAAAUAUAACUGAAAAUAAACCUAAAAAUGUGGUAGAGAAAGGUAUAGAAGCGCAAUUGGAAUUUGUUAGUCUACCUGGCAGCGACACGUUGCACAGUAUUUCAUUGCCAAUAAGUAACAACGAACAAAUAAAACAAAUUGAUUCAGCUACGGAACCAAAUAUAACAAGUGAUAUUGCAAGAGUAUUACCGCUGUUGUGACUCCAGGUUAGAUUCACGAAUUCGACUACCGGAAUAGAUAUUCUGGGAAUCGGUUAAUUUGGGAUUCGUUGCUGAGUUAAAAAUUAUAACUUCAAUUCUUGAAAACAAGUAAAAAUGAUUUAUUGAAAAAGACUAUCAAUUUGGAAUCACACUAGUACAGGUUGAACUUUGAGUUCUUUCGAGUAGAAAUGGCACGAGGACAAGGUUAGUACUCCGAGUAAAUUAUUGCAGUGAUGCCUCACUCAUUUCUCCAAUACUCCGUCUGACGGAGUGAGGCCGUCUACCUUUUAAAUGUUACUUUUGGAAUUUGGAGAGACAUAUUAACCAGAGGAUUGUUUCUGUAUUUCAUCAUGGUUUCAACAAUGUGUCUCCUUUGUUUCCAUAAAUGUGCCGCGUCGGUACCAAGCCAUUCCGUCACUUCUGACGUAGGCGCGUAGAAACUUAGUAAAGAAUCGGUUUUAAGAACGAUUUUCUCCUUCUUGAUUGGAGGAUCCAAUGGAAUUAGGUAAAUAUACAAUUAAAUAUCUUAUUGCUUAUUUCUUCCGUGUUACGUGUUCCGUUACAUUGUAGAAUGGCCUUAAGUAAUAUAAGUGUGUUUAAUGGAUAAAUGCAUAUAUUGUAACAUUCGCCUUUUUACCGAGGCAACGGGAUAGAUAAGGUAAAGCAGGGAGCGUUACUUUCAUUCGACUUAUUUAGAUCUGAGUAGAGUAACUAAAGAAAUCUGUUAGCGAAAGAUUUUACGAAAUAAAAAGCUUUUCGAACAAAAUUUUAGGAAAGUUCUUCGAAAACAUAAUUAUGUGGAACUCGGGGUGAACAGUGAUGAUUUUUAGAAAAUACGAAAAAUGAGUGGGAUAAUUUAUAGUUAUUGUUUUGACUAUUGAUUAAUUUAUCGUUAAAUUUAUUCUAUUCGAAAAUUCAGGUUUUUUAUAUCGGGAAGCUAGCAAAAGUGCUGUUAAGAUCAUGCAAAAGGUAUUAAGGGUCUUGCUACUUUAAGGUGCUAAAGUACGCUUACGUCCAUGUUCCCUGGUCGAUAAAUGUAUAAGA